Molecule: messenger RNA, 1245 nt
Organism: Moesziomyces antarcticus
Lineage: Eukaryota; Fungi; Basidiomycota; Ustilaginomycetes; Ustilaginales; Ustilaginaceae
Product: esterase
Exons: 1
Coding region: 1-1245 (414 amino acids)
Molecular function (GO): hydrolase activity
Source: RefSeq, a predicted model, not a curated record
AUGAAGAUGACAGAUCCGUCGACGCUGUUUCAGCCCUCGGACGCCAGCAGCAGCGUGCGCAAGCUGACGCACAACCCGGCGUCGUCGUGGCGCAGCUAUGUAUUCAUGCACGUGCUGCUGCGAGCGGCAAUCUGGCUUCGCCAACGACGAGCGCGCCAAGCUGGUGACGGCAACCUCCAUCCGCCCGGCCCACAAGACUUUUCCGAGCUUCUGAAAGAGUACGAGACGGGCAAGAACAAGUAUGCUCGACAGCACGGUGUGCGGCUGGACUGGUACCUGCCUGCGUCCGAGUCGGAGCUAUUUGGCUCGAUGUCUGGCUUCGACUGGAGUGCGAUCCGGGUGCUUCGAUUCCAGCCCAAAGCGGGCGCGACGAAUGCGCAGCGCACGAUCAUCUACUUGAACGGCGGCGGGUUUGUACAGCCAGCGACGACGGCGCAUAGCUACAUGUGCAGCUUGCUGGCGCAUCGUCUGAAUGCCGUUGUCUACAUGUUCCCCUACGAACUUGCGCCAGCCGGGAUUGCUGCCAGCGAGCUGCCGCGACUGACGGCAUUCUACCUUGCCAUCUCGGCGCACGCUCGAAGCUUGGGUCACGAGAUCAUCGUUGCAGGCGACAGUGCGGGUGGUUCGAUCGCAUCCAGCAUGCCACUGUGCAUCCAGCGAUUUGCACCUCUGCUUCUUGCCAAGCCAGCGCUAUCGACGGAAGAGAUCGGCAAAUUGCAGCCAGAUCAGUUGAUCCUCCUUGCACCCGUGACCACAUGCAAUGUCACAGGAGACAUUGUGGAGCAUAUGGAUCGCAUGCAGGCGCAAGACUGGUGGCUGGAUCGAAAGCGGGUGCAGGAGCUCUGCAAGCUGUGGGUGGGAUCGCAAUCGGUGCAGGACACGGCUGUGGAGCAAGUGGCAUCUGCCUCCGAAGUGGAUGCUGCGGCUGAAAAAUGGCGUCAAGUUCUGCCGUUGCAAGCCGAUGAUGCCAUGCUGGACACGAUCGCAUCCUCGUCCCUGUUCGAGCUGCUGCAAGAGGCCAAGGUUCACGUCACUCUGUCGUGCGGCACAUCAGAUAUUCUGUACGCCUGCGCCUACUACUUUGCCAAGCGAUGCGAACAACACCAGGUCGACUGCACUUUCAUCGAAGGCACGGGCGGCGUUCAUGUGUAUCCGAUCUUGGGCUUCUUUAUCGGCGAUCCAGGGUGCAUCAAGGGGUCGGAUCUGGUGGUUCAGAGCGUGCUCAAGGCGAGUCGGUUCGAGUAA